Messenger RNA from Aspergillus pseudonomiae, 1445 nucleotides. Its product is annotated as putative ubiquitin conjugating enzyme (UbcC). Gene Ontology annotation, molecular function: ubiquitin conjugating enzyme activity. NCBI's taxonomy places the organism in Eukaryota, Fungi, Ascomycota, Eurotiomycetes, Eurotiales, Aspergillaceae. The record is from RefSeq and is a predicted model, not a curated record. The transcript is spliced from 3 exons. Bases 410 to 1093 code for a protein of 227 amino acids. Gene Ontology annotation, biological process: protein polyubiquitination; proteasome-mediated ubiquitin-dependent protein catabolic process.
AAACUCACCAACGACAAGUAACAACACCGGAGUUACUAAUGGAACCACCAAAGUUCAAACACCCAAAGAAAAUUUCCUCCAUUAUUUGACUUUUUCCUUUCAUUUUUUCGCUCCCCUGAGCGGGUACAGGAACCCACAGAAACGUCCUCAAUUGUUCCAUAGCGCCACCCCGGAACUUUCCGUGGGGAUUGCCACGCCCAGACUAGUGCGCAAAGGUUGAAAAAGGCGGAAUCUUAUCGCCUCACAGGACGAUCGUCCCGCCCGUUGACAGAACAUCAUCCUGCAGGAGGGAUAGAUACCCUACGCGUCUACGCUCAUCUCGUGUUUCCAACCCCCCAAAAAUAGUUUGACCGCUCUUCCCUAGUCGCUGGCAGGCUAUCCGUCUCUCUUCUCCUCCGUUAUAGUCGCCAUGGCCGAACGUAUCCUCAUGAACGAGUACAAGACCCUCGCCAAGGAGCCAUGGGUCAAUAUCGAGCUCGAGAACGAAGACAUCUUCAGGUGGACCAUCGGCUUAAUCGUCCUGAACCCCGACUCCUUGUACUACGGCGGCUAUUUCAAAGCGUCCAUGAAGUUCCCCAAGAACUAUCCUUUUUCGCCCCCAGAGUUCGCUUUUCGACGCCCCCUAUACCACCCCAACAUCUACCCCGACGGGAAACUUUGCAUCUCGAUUCUCCACGCACCAGGCGAAGAUGAAAUGUCGGGCGAGCUGGCCUCGGAACGAUGGUCCCCUGCUCAACGUGUUGAAUCUGUCUUGAUCUCCAUCCUCUCGUUACUAGACGACGCGGAAGUGUCGUCCCCCGCCAACGUCGACGCCGGCGUGAUGUUACGAAAGGAACCCGAGGAAUACAAGUCGCGCGUCCGGAAGGACGUCGAGACUUCGAAGCAAGACAUACCCGAAGGCUUCGUCAUGCCGACCCAUCAACCGGCAACAGUUAAAGCCGUAGAGAAGGACGAUUCGGAUUUCUGGGCGGAGAGCGAUGCAGACGAUGACGUCUUCGGAGGAAGCGACUCGGACGAAGACAUGGACUUUGACGAUCAAGAUACUGGCAGUGAUGAUGAAGAGGAUGAGGAGGAGAAGAAGGAGCGGGCUUGACCCUGGGGCUCCUGUGUGUAUGAGAGACACUCACCUCUCUCACUCCUUUUUUUUUUUUUUUUUGCCGUCGGUCUUUCUUUUAUUUCGGGAUUUUGGCGUAGGACUUCGCAGGCGUUAAGUUCGUGGCAUAGCGUGGGCGCAGGGACGACCGAGCUGUAGCAUUUCUGGACAUAUCUACAAUAGCAUCAUCCCAUUCAAUCAAUCUGUUCAUAUGGAGAAGUUGUCACAGAAUCCCCAUGUAGUUUAGCCCCGUGGACUAGGUAGAUCGGGGUGAAACAAACCUAAGGAUAGUAGUACUGACGGUAGUAACGUUCAGUGAAGCCACCACUGAAAAGAGGAAAAGAAGACCAAG